Molecule: messenger RNA, 2648 nt
Organism: Pelobates fuscus (common spadefoot toad)
Lineage: Eukaryota; Metazoa; Chordata; Amphibia; Anura; Pelobatidae
Gene: SMYD4
Product: SET and MYND domain containing 4
Exons: 11
Coding region: 141-2435 (764 amino acids)
Biological process (GO): heart development
Cellular component (GO): nucleus; cytoplasm
Molecular function (GO): histone deacetylase binding
Source: RefSeq, a predicted model, not a curated record
AUAGAUCUCAUUGCUGUGCUCUCGCUCACAGGAUUCUCCAUAGAUCUCGGUGCUGUACUUUCGAGCAUGUGUAAUUAGAGUACAGCACUGACGUGUGCUACUGGCAGUUGACGUUCUAGGAACUGGAAAGCACCCACCAGAUGCAGAAAGGGCGGCCACAAGGGACAGGUUCAGGUCUAUCCCAGUUUCAAAUGGAGUAUCCUGUUCAAGAAUGGCAAGAUUAUGCCCACAAGAAGUGGUUACAUCUUCCCUCUGCCGUUAAAAUACAGUUUUCUGCAUCUUCAGACCUUGCUGAGAGUUUCAUGGUGUGCUGGUCACAGCUUCAGCAGGAAGAAGAGGAGGUUUUAGAAAAGCUGUGUUCUGAUCUAAGUGUGAAGAAAGAGCCCCAUGCUGUGCUUUUCUACAAGUUAGAAGGAAAUAAGAGGUUUGGAAGAAAACAGUACACAGCUGCAGCUGUUCUGUACUCCAAGGCAAUCUCCCAUGCCAGCCCUGACAAUGAAGAGAUGGCAGUAUGCUUUGCCAAUCGAUCAGCAGUCCUCUUUCACCUUGCUCAUUAUUCGGAAUGUCUGGAAGACAUAGAGCGAGCCAAAGAACAUGGACUUCCCGACAGGCUAAAAUGCAAAAUCCUUCAGCGACAGACUGAGUGUUUACAAAGGUUGAAGGAAUCUACCACCCCCAGUGCAAGUUCCUCAAAGACAGAAAGUGCGCGUCCAGUGGAAAACAGCAGAGCGUACAAUACUGAUAUUUUAAUUGACAAGCUGGAGUUGUUGAACUUGAACAGUAAUUCUCAGUUAUCAAAUGCUUCCAGUUCCCUGUGCCUUCAGAGUAGCACUUCAAAAGGACGCUACUUGCAGGCUUCUAAAGAUAUUGGGCAAGGAGAUAUUUUAAUGUGGGAGGAUGCCUUUGUAAGUGUAAUUAUUCCAGAGAGGACGACGCUGAGUGAUAACUAUCAAUUGGAUACCAGCAUCACUAGCUGUGAUCUUUACUGUCACCACUGCCUAUCAAGAGUUAUAGCCCCCCUUUCAUGCCAAUACUGCAGUUUUGCGAAGUACUGCAGUCACGAAUGCAUGAGCAAGGCAUGGAAAAGUUACCACAAUGUUGAGUGCUCAUUAGGAGAAGUUCUACUCACCCUUGGUGUCUUCUGCCAAACAGCACUUAGAGUGGUCUUGGUGGCUGGUAUCGAACAGGUUUCUCAGCAUGUUAGUCAGAUUCGUUCAGCAGAGCCACGGGUUAUAGCCCCGAGCCACACAAUAGAGGGAAAAGCUGGUGGAAAAUACUGUAGCAACUAUGAAGCAAUAGUUAAUCUUCUACCGCAUGUAGAACAUCAUAAAGAUGAGUUUAAGUUCCUCUGUGGACUGACAGCUGCGGCUUUGUGCAAGAAGCUGUGCAUGAAUAAAAUGGGAGAAGCUACUGGAGAACUGUCUUUAAGUGAGAAGCCAAACAUUCAAGAAGAACCCAUGCAGAACUGUUCCUCAGAAAUGAUGGUUGUAGGUCCAACUUUAUUUCGGCACAUGCUGCAGCUCCAUUGCAAUGCACAGGCUGUGACUGUUCUCCAACAGGAACAUGAUGUGGCUGACUAUUCCCCUGUGGAAAGCCAAAAGAGCUCACGCCUUGCCACAGCUGUUUUUCCAGUUCUUAGUUUGCUCAAUCAUUCCUGUAACCCAAACACCAGCGUGUCUUUCCAAGGAAGAUUUGUAACGGUCCGAGCUAGCAGGCCAAUCCAAAAAGGCGAAGAAGUGGCUCACUGCUAUGGUCCGCAUAAAUCACGAUUGCCUAUAGAAGAAAGACAGAAGUUACUGAUGGCUCAAUAUUUUUUUACGUGUCGGUGUGAAGCUUGUACAGAAGAGUUGGGAUCAACAGAUAAACUCACUGAUUUCUGUUGUCCAAAAUGCCAAUCGCCACUGAAGGGAGAAGCGGAGCUGCACUGUCUCACUGUAACCUGCUUACAAAGAAGCAGGAGAGACCAACUAUUGCUUAGGCUACAACGUUUGGAACACACUGUUGAUAUUGCCAAGGAACAAGUGCAUAGAAACCACAUAGAGACGUCUAUAAGAAUGUUGAAGUCAUGUUUGUCCGAAGGAGAGAAAUUUCUUUCCCCAAAUCACAUACUUUUGGGAGAGAUCUCCGAUCAACUUGCUCAAGCUGAGGCCUCUAAAGGGGACUGGAGAGCUGCCGCAGUGCACCUCACAAGAAGUGUACAACAUGUGGAACUCCGUUACGGAUCAUGCAGCUUGGAACUUGGACAUGAGCUCUUCAAGCUGGCACAGAUCCUUUUUAAUGGGUGUGAGGUUGCUGACGCUAUGAACACCAUUCUGAGAGCUCAGCAGAUUCUUUCUAUGAAUUAUGGGACUGAUCACAAUCUAGUGAGAGAGCUGCAGGAAAUGAAGGCAUGUCUAUUACAGCUCCCUGGUAUCCAAGAUUCACAAAGGAGAUGAUGGAUGAAGACUGAACAUUGAUUACAAUGUUACCAUGAUCCAGAGACUAGAUUUGUGCAUCUACACUUGAAAAUACACUUAACACAGACGCAGAGUGAGCAUGUGUAUCAACUGCUGUGUGGCGGACUGUAACUAAUUAACAAUAUACAGCUCGUUAUACCUUUAUAGAUGAUGCCCUAUUCCCUGUGCAGUCAUUAUUUUAAUAAAUAUCAC